Meloidogyne enterolobii is the source of this 795-nucleotide messenger RNA. Lineage: Eukaryota; Metazoa; Nematoda; Chromadorea; Rhabditida; Meloidogynidae. The record is from the annotation of a GenBank genome assembly.
AUGUUAAAAGGUUUUGUACCCCUACUUAGUUCCUCUAAUAAUACAAAUACAAAUAAUCAACAACAACAAAAUAACCUUUCUUCUCCAAUUUCAUCCUCCUCCCCUUCCCCCAAUCACAAUCAUCAUCAAUUUCUUCAUCAACUUCCUCCAUCAAAUAAUCAUUCCGCCUUCUCCCAACCAACACCUGCCACCUCCUCUCCACUUUAUAAUGAUGGAAAGAAUAAUAAUAAUAUAUUAUUGUCUCCUUCAACAUUUAGUAAUAGUUCAUCACAAUUAACAGCUAUUGCUGCAGUAAUGAGUGCACAAAAACAAGAAAUUGUUCGAGUAACUCAACAAUUGUUAGAUGCAAUUUCUUGCAAAGAUUUUGAUUCUUUUUCAAAAUUAUGUGACCCAAACCUUACUUGUUUUGAACCAGAAACUUUGGGAAAUCUUAUUGAAGGAAUGGAUUUCCAUAAAUUUUAUUUUGUUAAUGGACCACAAAUUUUACCUGGUUCUGAUAAACAACAUCAAAUACACACUACUCUAUUAAAUCCAAAUGUUCAUUUAAUGGGUGAUGAAGGAGCUUGUAUUGCCUAUAUUCGAUUAACACAAUAUAUUGAUAGAUUUGGAGAAGCACGUACUUGUCAAGCACAAGAAACACGUGUUUGGAAAAAAAGAAAUGGGAAUUGGUAUUGCAUUCACACACAUCGUUCUGGUGCUGGAGAAUUAUCUUGUGUUUUUGCUGGAAGUAGUGGAGGGGGAAGUGCACAAACACCUCCAUUACAACAAAAUUCUUCUUACCAAAAUUUCCAUUAA